CGGCCCCAAGCCCCCAAACCUCGCGGCUCUCAGCCUCACGCUUGGAAAAGCAAUUGCCCGCCGCUGCCCCAUUCCGACGCAAUCAACACCAACGCCUUGCUUGCUUGCUCCGCUGCCCUCUACCAUCUGCGGUCCGGCCGACAGUGAUCGAAAUCGGUGGAUUCGGAGAGGCCAAGGCUCCUGGAGGAGAUGAACGGCAGCGGCGGAGGAGGAGAGGGAGGGGGAGGGGCGGAAGAGAUGGAGGAGGACGGCGUCCCCGGCUGCGCGAAAGGGGCGGGCGCGGGGAAUAAGGAGCGGGUGGUGCUGAUGUGGGGGUACCUGCCCGGCGUGUCGCCGCAGCGCUCGCCGCUGCUCGGACCGGUCCCCGUGAGGCUGCCCCCGGCAGCGGCGGCCGCCGCCGGUGAUGGGUGGAGAGACGUGUGCGGCGGAGGGUGCGGCUUCGCUAUGGCCAUCUCUGAGUCUGGAAAACUCCUCACUUGGGGUUCUGCUGAUGACAUGGGCCAAAGUUAUGUGACUGCUGGGAAGCACGAGGAGACUCCAGAGGCUUUUCCACUUCCUAGAGGCGUCGCAAUAGUGCGGGCAGAUGCUGGAUGGGCUCACUGUGUUGCAAUAACAGAUGAAGGUGAUGUUUAUACAUGGGGUUGGAAAGAGUGUGUUCCAACUGGAAGGGUUAUUGGAGACCAAUCUUCAGUUGGAACCAAGGAGAAGGAUGAAAGACAAAUGGCAAUGGCCACUGACCAAGUGAGCCCCAGGUCGCAGGUGUCUAGGACAAGCAGCGGGGCAGCAUCUGGUCCUUCUGAAAGCAGAGGCACUGAUGAUAGCACAAAGCGACGAAGGUUGUCUUCAGCAAAACAUGGCCCUGAGAGCUCGACAUCCAGUGACGAAAGUCUUUCCGCACCCCCUUGUGUUGUGACAUUUAAUACAGGAGUGAAAAUAGUGUCUGUAGCUGCUGGUGGUCGUCAUACAUUAGCACUGUCAGAUUUAGGUCAGGUAUGGGGUUGGGGAUAUGGAGGAGAAGGGCAACUAGGUCUGGGCUCUAGAAUCCGAACUGUUUCUUCUCCCCAUCCUGUACCGUGCAUUGAAUCAGCACUAUACAGCAAGGAUCGCCCAUCAGCUAUGAAAGAUUCAGGAGCUCUUCUUACAUUUGGGUGGGGGCUGUAUGGACAGUGUGGACAAGGGAAUACAGAUGAUGUUUUAAGUCCAACGUGUGUAUCGUCUAUCCUGGGAUCCAAGAUGCAAGACGUUGCUGCGGGUCUGUGGCACACUGUAUGUACAUCCGUAGAUGGUGAUGUUUAUUCCUUUGGAGGAAACCAGUUUGGGCAGCUUGGCACUGGUUCUGAUCAGGCUGAGACUGUUCCAAAAUUGGUAGAUGCUACCAGCCUAGAGAAUAAGAAUGCCAGAUCUGUUUCUUGUGGAGCUCGCCAUAGUGCUAUUAUAACAGAUGAAGGCGAGGUAUUCUGCUGGGGAUGGAACAAGUACGGCCAGCUUGGCCUUGGCGACUCAAUGGACAGGAACGUGCCUUGCAGUGUUCCUGUGGACGCUUACCACCCCCUAAACGUGUCCUGUGGCUGGUGGCACACCUUGGUGCUCGCGGACUCGCCUACUUGAAACCUGACAAAGAAAUUACCUUAGAUUGACAAUUUUGUUAGGAACUCGUAGGCUCGUGCAGAUGCGGUGAUGCUGCAUUUCAUCGUGUACAUACAUGGCAGUGCAUGCAGAUAUGUGUAUUCAUUCUUUGGCGGUGCACUCUUCAACCUGUGCAACGUAGACAAAGCUUGUAUCGCACCGCGUAUACAGUUGAGUAGGAUUGCCUCGACAAAUUGUGCAUUUCCUCCGUUGCUGCUAAUGUACAAAAUUCCACAAGCUAGACAGGGCAACCGAUGCGUUCCUCGUUGCAGAAGACAGAUCUCCAAAAUAAUUAAUGUUUGUGUAUCGUGAUGGUUGCGAUUC
Molecule: messenger RNA, 1950 nt
Organism: Zea mays
Lineage: Eukaryota; Viridiplantae; Streptophyta; Magnoliopsida; Poales; Poaceae
Exons: 11
Coding region: 190-1608 (472 amino acids)
Source: RefSeq, a predicted model, not a curated record